CUGAUGCCUAUAAGAUAUUCUUAUUCUGAAAUAAAGAAAAUGACACAAAAUUUCAAGCAUAAAUUAGGUCAAGGAGGUUAUGGUUCUGUGUUUAAAGGAAAACUUCGAAGUGGUCAACUUGUUGCAAUACAAUUGUUAAGCAAAUCGAAAGCUGAUGGCCAAGAUUUCAUUAUUGAAGUUGCAACUAUUGGAAGGAUACAUCAUGUUAAUGUGGUGCAUCUUAUUGGAUUUUGCGUGGAGGGAUCAAAACAGGCACUUGUAUAUGAUUUCAUGAUAAAUGGAUCCUUAGAUAAAAUCAUAUUUUCAACGGACAAUAACACUUUGAAUUGGCAAAGAAUGUUUGAGAUUGCUUUGGGAGUGGCUCAAGAUAUUGAAUAUUUGCACAGAGGUUGUGAAAUGCAAAUUCUACAUUUCGAUAUCAAGCCACAUAACAUUCUUCUGGAUGAGAACUUUACUCCAAAAGUUUCAGAUUUUGGCCUCGCAAAAUUGUAUUCAGUGGAUGAUAGCAUCAUCUCUCUCACAGCAGCACGAGGUACACUAGGAUACAUUGCUGCCGAGUUGUUUUACAAAAACCUUGGAGGCAUUUCAUAUAAAGCAGAUGUUUAUAGUUUUGGAAUGAUGUUAAUUGAAAUGGUUGGAAGGAGGAAGAACUUGGAUCCAUUUGCAGAACAUUCCAGUCAAAUUUAUCUUCCAUCAUGGAUUUAUGAUCAACUUGAUCAAGGAGAUGUCAUGGAGCUUGAAGAUGUGACAGAAAGUGAAAACAAAAUUCUGAGAAAAAUGUUGAUAGUUGCCUUUUGGUGCACACAGAUGAAGCCCACAAAUCCUCCUUCAAUAAGCAAAGUGUUGGAGAUGCUAGAAAGUGAAGCUGAACUGCUUGAAAUGCCUCCAAAGCCUUUUCUACUUUCUCUCGAUAAAGCAACUAAAGAUGGUGAGAAUUCUGGGGACAACCACAUCACUUAAUGUUAGAAAAAUAAUGUAAUACAAAGCUAUAAGAUACAGCUUGUUAAUACUUGAUUGUCUUAUGAAUUUGUAAACUUCUUGUAGCCCUAUUGUUGAAUAAUUGGAGUUUAGCAAUUAUGGACCUACAAAAAAAAAUGAAAUGAC
This is a messenger RNA of Durio zibethinus, 1104 nucleotides long. NCBI's taxonomy places the organism in Eukaryota, Viridiplantae, Streptophyta, Magnoliopsida, Malvales, Malvaceae. The record is from RefSeq and is a predicted model, not a curated record.